Molecule: messenger RNA, 1207 nt
Organism: Pogoniulus pusillus (Red-fronted tinkerbird)
Lineage: Eukaryota; Metazoa; Chordata; Aves; Piciformes; Lybiidae
Gene: FOXL3
Product: forkhead box L3
Exons: 4
Coding region: 56-814 (252 amino acids)
Biological process (GO): regulation of transcription by RNA polymerase II; anatomical structure morphogenesis; cell differentiation
Molecular function (GO): DNA-binding transcription factor activity, RNA polymerase II-specific; RNA polymerase II cis-regulatory region sequence-specific DNA binding
Source: RefSeq, a predicted model, not a curated record
CUGACCACCUCUUUGUGGGGCAGUCUGCAAAUGGGGCUGAGCGAGGAGCAGGACCAUGUUCGACAACACGCAGUACCCCUAUAACUGCUUUAAUUACGAUGGGGAUGAUUAUCCUACCUGUAGUUCUGAUGAGGAGAAAAAAUUCACCAGACCGGCAUACAGCUAUAUUGCCUUAAUUGCAAUGGCCAUCCAGCAAAGUCCUUCAAAUAAAGUCACCCUCUCUGGCAUUUAUGACUUUAUAAUGAAGAAAUUUCCUUACUACAGAUCGAAUCAAAGAGCCUGGCAGAACUCCAUCCGACAUAACUUAUCACUUAACAGUUGUUUUGUAAAGGUUCCCAGAACAGAAGGGAAUGAGAAGGGGAAAGGAAACUAUUGGAGCUUUGCAACGGGAUGCGAAUCCAUGCUGGAUCUCUUUGAGAAUGGGAAUUACAGGCGAAGGCGAAGGAGGAGGAACAUGAAGAGGGAACACAAGGAGCAGAGACCAAGCAGAGGAAAAAGUCCUUCCUCCUCCGAUACGACUUCUGUGGACUCUGCUUUAAACAACAUUGCCUCUUCUGAGAGCAAACAUGGAAGAAUUGAACCUGGCCCAAGGCUGCUGGAGGCUCGUGGGCUUGCUCCAAGCAGCAUGACUAACAGGCAGAGCCUAAGCAACCCCUCCCUGGCCAAAUCGGAUUCUGAAAUCAAAUUCAGCAUCGACUACAUCCUUUCAGCCCCCGACCCUCUGCCUGUCCUGAGGUCUCAGUAUCACAUGCAAGAAAGUAAAUAUCAUCUACUGGAGGCCCAGCAAAUUAAUUUCCAGUUCUGGACAAUGUGAUGUGAUCUGUUUGUGGUAGUGCAGCAGCCUCACAUGUCGCUGCAAAUCGGCUGCCUGCCUCCUCCUCUGCUUCCCGAGCGGUUCUCAGCAAGGGUUACUGAGUCGCCAGCUGAUCUCCGUCUGCACCCUAGGAACUUUGCUGAGAUGAAAGCACAAACAACAGACACUGAGAUCAGGUUGUGCCAUGCUCAAAUUCAUAAAACCCUAACUUUGCCUUCUAAACUGUCGUGGGCAUCAUUUAACACCAUAGAGCAUUUCCUUUCUUGAGCAGAGUCCGACAGAAAAGAGACUCACUUAUCAUCCACUGCUGUACUAAAGACAAAGUGAAUUUGAUUCCACUUUCACUAGUGGAAAUUAGGAUUAAUUCCACCGAAGUAUAUAGGUCAGAGCUUA